Orbicella faveolata is the source of this 6165-nucleotide messenger RNA. RefSeq lists its product as uncharacterized. The record is from RefSeq and is a predicted model, not a curated record. Gene Ontology annotation, molecular function: nucleic acid binding; zinc ion binding; RNA uridylyltransferase activity. NCBI's taxonomy places the organism in Eukaryota, Metazoa, Cnidaria, Anthozoa, Scleractinia, Merulinidae.
AACAAUGGCGGUGUAGAUUUGAGCUAUGCGACAACUGUUGUUGUUUUUUGGGGCUCCAUGAUCGGGUUUCCAGCCACCAACGACCUUGUAUAACAUCAACAUGGGUGUACAAGGCCAAAAAUACUAGUUUACGACAGUGUUUGCCCACGAUAGCGCCUCAAUAUGUGGAAACAUUCGGGAUAACUUUUGAGCCGUCGAGUGUCUGAUGAAUUAUGCAUUUGUGUUUUGCUAGACCGUCUGGUAGACAACGUGUACAGCACAGACUCUAACAAAAUGAAGAGGGCAGUAUGAUAAGCGAGUUAAUCUUCUUUUAAAAUGGACAAUUCUGAAAGUAUUACUGGUUCAUCUUUGGAGAAUACCAAAGGAUUGCAUCAAGGUGACGGAGAAUUACAUCAGGCCGAGAAACUACAAGCUGAUGCGAUGGAAGGUGCUCCUCUUAAGAACAGGGCCGGGACAGCAAAGAAAGAUGAUGGAAAGGAGGAAAGUGGAAUUUUAACUGAAGAACAGAAGAAACAGCACUCUGAAAAAACAAUCAAGGAACUGGAGUCUCACUUUGUUUUGCCGAAUGAUAAACUCAAGGAUCCAAAUAGGUGUUUAGAUGCUCCUUUUUACUGUGAAGUGUGUGAAGUGAAACUACCAAAUAUUACCAAAUGUUGGUCUCAUAUUAAAACCAAGGGUCACAAGAGAGCAUUGAAGACCAAAGGAAAGAUCUUGUCCCUAGCAAAAGUUGCCCCCCCUUCAGAACACCAAACUUUAGCGCUGAGCAAGCUUCUGGAUUCAGUGUUUUUGGAGCAUGGUUUAUGUCCUGUGAAGGAUUUACCAAUCAGACAAAAGGUUGCAGAAAAUGUUGGCAAGGCAGUGUGCACCAUGUUUCCAGAAUGUUCAGUCUCUCUUUACGGAUCCUCCUUGACUGGUUUUGGUCUGAAGGAUAGUGAUGUCAAUCUUGAUCUUGCCAUCCCAGAUGAGGUGGAUGUGCCCCAUGUUCUGUUGUCAAUUUUGGAUUUGCUUCAAAAUGAUGGUAAGGUGAUACAGGGUAGUGUUUGCCGUAAUCUCUUCCCAAUAUUUAUGAUGAUUUGUAACAUUGAUUGUCAAUCCGAGGGAGGUCUGCCAGGGUACUCACUGGCUCUGAUGGUGAUUCAGUUCCUUCAGGAGCUAAAACCUCCUGUUCUGCCGAGAUUGGAGCCAAUUGAAGCUAUUGAAAAGGACUGUCCAGAUGCUUUAAAAUACUUUGUCGGUGUUAAUAAGGAGGCGAGUGGGAGUUUGUGGUUUCAGCUCUUUAGGUUUUACUGUGUUGACUUUGAUAUUCCAAACUUCGUGAUUUCCAUCAAAGACCCAAUGCCUGUUUCACGGGAGAAGAAGAAAUGGGGCCACCGCCGAAUAGCAGUUGAAGAUCCCUUCUCUUCCAAACGGAAUGUUGCUUCUUCACUAAGUAGUGACGCAGCGUAUGACUAUUUCUAUUCUUGCUGGAUAAACAGUUUUCUGUAUUUUGGUUCCUUGCCUAAUGCGGCACAGAAUGGACCAGUCGCAGAGAUAAAAAAUGUCAAAUCAAACCUGACGCACAAGAAGAAUGACAAUAAAACAGGAAAAACUAAGAAACAGGAAGAUAAACGGGUAACCAAUGAAGAGGCUAUUUUUGAAAUCGAUGACUUAGACCCUACAACAAAACAAAUGGAGACUCUAGAUCUCUCCAGCAAUAAUUGUGAAGAUGGCAGUGCCUCUCAAGGACAAACUACACAAGAUUCUCCAAGCUUGAAGAGUAAGGAUCAAAUUGACGCAGACAAUGAAGUCGAGGGGAACUUAACUGCAGCCGAUGGUGAAGAUGCCAGUGAAUUUAAAGUUAAACAAACAGCAUCUGGGGAUUCUGGAGGUGAAAGCAGUAGUUCCAAAGAUGUAAACAGCGACGCAGCUGCUACUCAACAAAAUGUUGAGUACAGAUUUGAUGUUGAAGUGUUUACAGGAAACAAACAACCUGUUAAGACGUGCUGUUUCUGUAAGGAGGAUGGGCACGUCAAGGAGCAGUGUCCAGAUCUAAGGAAGCCAACACUGACUAGGCUGCCACCAAUGACUCCUCAAUUCAGUGCAGUGUUGGAUUUUGUUUGCAAGAAGUGUAGAGCUGAUUUUGAGUUUGAGAAAUCAGAAGUUUCAUACAGAGAGAAAGUGUUGAAGAAUUUAGAAGGCUACAUCCGCCAGAUAUUUCCAGAUGCAAGACUCUUCUUAUUUGGCUCAUCCAAGAAUGGCUUUGGUUUCCGAAACAGCGACAUUGACAUCUGCAUGACCUUAGAAAAUCAAGUCAAAGAGGAGGUGGAUUGUGUUGACGUGAUUAUCGGACUUUCCAAGCUGCUGAAAAAACACAAAGACUGCGGCAAUGUGCUGGCCAUAACAACAGCUAAAGUUCCCAUUGUGAAGUUCUAUCUUCGCAGUUGUAAACGCGAGGCUGAUAUAAGCCUUUACAACACACUUGCGUUAGAGAACACCAAGAUGCUUGCUACAUACGCUAAACUGGAUGAUCGUGUUGCAACUUUAGGUUAUGCUGUUAAGGUGUUUGCUAAGGUGUGUGACAUUGGAGACGCUUCCAAGGGCAGCUUGUCAUCUUAUGCAUACAUUCUCAUGAUGCUUCACUACCUGCAGCAGUGCAAACCUCCAGUCAUUCCAGUGCUGCAGUCCCUGUACACUGAUAGCAAGCCACCUGAGAAGAUUGUGGAUGGAUGGAACUGCUGGUUCCUAAGUGACCUGAAGAAAAUUCAAAGCAUUUGGAAUCCAAAAGAAAAGAAUCCCUCCAAUGCAGGACUUCUGUGGUAUGGCUUUUUGAGGUAUUACACGGAAGAGUUUGACUUUGAGCAUGACGUAGUAUGUUGUAGAAGAACAAAGAAGCUGACGAAAUUUGAAAAGAUGUGGACCAAGCAUGUAUUUGCUAUCGAAGACCCAUUUAAUCUUGACCACAACUUGGGUGCUGGCGUGACAAGGAAAAUGGCCAGUUACAUUUUGACGACCUUCAUUAGAGGACGCGAAAGGUUCGGAUUUCCACGAUACGACAUACUAGCGGAACACUUACAGAGGUUCUUCUUUGAUGUGUAUUACCUCACAGAUGGCUACGAGGCUCCGACCGACAGGAAUUGUCGUGUUUGUGGCAAGAUAGGGCACAUGGCGAAAGAUUGUCCACAUUCCAAGGCCAACCGAAGAGCUGAACAAAAGAAGGAGGAAGAAGAACGCCGAUUGGGAAAGGAACCAGAGGGAAUGACCCAGAAGCCUUUCAGUGCACGUCCAAGGUCAGCGUCUUCCCCGAACAAACAGGGACAGGACAGAAAUGCUGAUCGAGGUACGCCUCUGUCAACAGCGCAGCCUAAGAAAAUUCCAUCUCGCCAAGAACCGAAUGUCUCGAAUCACUUAUCUAGAUCUCAACCAGACUCGCAAGUUGAUGCAUCUCCUUUGAAAACAAACCAGGGCAGCGAAAUUGAAGACGUUGCAGAAAAUGGCCGUGAAAGAGUUCAACCUGAGAUACCUCAUGCACAAUUACCUGGCCAAAAUCUUCAGACGGUUGUGACCAGUGAGAAUGUAGUUUCUGGAAGUCGCGAGACAAUGCAAGAUACAAAAAAUACGCAGUGGCAGUCCAUACAAGCCUCUUCAACCUCUGUUGUUAAGAAUGAAAUUGGUGUAAUGAAUAUGAUUGCUUCAUGUGGUGAUGUUGUCACUGAGCCAUCAGGUGUUAGACCACUUGUGCACUUGCCAAGCCCUGUGAACAGUGGUAUUGGAACAGCCGUUGGGACAGUUGAAACAGCAACAGUGCAAGCCUCUCAUGCAGGAGGCGUGAAACCACCUCCUGGAUUGCCUCCUGGGUUCCACACUCCUGAUGGCACUCCUCAGGUAUCUCGUAUAUCUAGUGAAGGACCACCACCUCUGAUGGCGGGAAACAUUCCACAGUCUCCUCCUUUGAACAUGUCGCCAGUUGGUAUGUUCCAAGGUCAUCCCAUUGUCCUUGGCACUCCACCACAGCACCCACCGGGCAUGGCCAGCCCCAGUGGCCAGUUGGUGGGUUCUCCAAUUCAACGCGACCUGUGGCUCCGGCAACAAGGUGGAAUGAUGCCGAGUCCACUUUCCCCUCCUGUCAGGCCACUCGUUCCUUAUCCUCUGUCACCUGAACUCCAUCACUUGCAGCCGCAGCAGCAGUGGAGAGGUCCCUCGGAAAGUUUGCCUGUUGAUCUUCAAGGUUCCCCACUACGUGGACACCAACGUCUCGCAGAGCACAAUCACCAGAUGCUUCCCCAGAGUCCUCCAAACAUUUCCAGAAGUGUCAUGUGGCCGUUGCCCCCAAACAGCCCGUAUCAUAAUUUGGGCAGUUACCCUGACCCAGCCAUUAUCAUAGAGCAGCACUUUCGUCUUCCGGGACAUCAUCCUCCGUUCCCUGGCAACAGUUCUCCUUGUGUGGUGCCGCAGCAGACUCAGAUUCCUCAUGGUACCCCUCCAGGACCUCCAGUUGGUUCACCCCAGCAGAUGCCCCAGCUUCCACACCAAGGAGCCAUCUUACCACCUGUCCUUGGAACCCACAUGACAGGAGAGCAGUUCUUCAGCUUUAUGCGGGCAGUUGAAGAAGAAUCGAAGAAAGAGGAAGGUCUUCCAACGAAAUUGUCUUCAAAUAAAGAGUCUGAGUCAAAAGAAUUGCACAUUACUCCAAAGAGUUUGAAAGUUGCCAAGACUCCUGAAGAACACAAGCUGCUAUCCAAACUGAGCAAGGUGAAGAGCCUUUGGGAAGGGGGUAACACCCAUGAGUUCCCAAAUCCAGAAACAAGCGAGGAAUUAGAUCCCACCGAGGAUGCCAACCUCGAGGGGAAAGGUUCUAUAGGACAUUCUGUUCCUGAUGCAAAAUUACCUGAAAAGAGAGAAGCUUGGGUAAACGAAAACGAUAGCACUGAAGUAGUGCGGAUGACUCAAGAUGAACUAGAUGAAUCUGAAGGAGAAGCACCGAACAAUACAGCUUCGUUGACUGAAGACAGCAGUGUAAUGUCCUCUGAAACCGUCAGCAAGGAAAAACGGACUCCCUAUAGCGUACCAGUGGCUUCUGAGGAGAAAUUGGAAGACCAAUCCGGUAAAAGUGACCAAGAACACUCACAGAAAAGCGAACAACGACCACCAUCUGAUGCGAAAGCGUCGAUGGCGUCUGAAGAAGCCCCAAGGAAAAAGCCUACUAGGCGUGGUGGUCGAGGCAGAAAACCCAACGGCCCUGGCCCCAGACACAACGAGAAUGCCAAUAGAACCCCAGAGAAGCAGAAGUCCUCAGCUGGUAACGCAACUCAAGGGAAGAACACUCCCACACGAAGUCACCAUCAGAAAGGUUCUGAUGACUUCAAAGGUGACGUCCCGAAUGCUGAUAGAACCCCAGAGAAGCAGGAGAAGUCCUCAGCUGCUAACGCAACUAAAGGCAAGAACACUCCCACGCGAAGUCGUCAUCCGAAAGGUUAUGACGACUUCAAAGGUGACGUUCCGAAUGCUGAUAGAACUCCAGAGAAGCAGGAGAAGUCCUCAGCUGCUAACGCAACUAAAGGCACGAACACUCCCACGCGAAGUCGUCAUCCGAAAGGUUAUGACGACUUCAAAGGUGACGUUCCGAAUGCUGAUAGAACUCCAGAGAAGCAGGAGAAGGCCUCAGUUGCUAACCCAACUAAAAGCAANGAACACUCCCACGCGAAGUCGUCAUCCGAAAGAACUCCAGAGAAGCAGGAGAAGGCCUCAGUUGGUAACCCAACUAAAAGCAAAAACACCCCUACACGAAGUCGUCAUCCGAAAGGUAACGACGACUUCGCAGGUGACGCUCCGAAGGCUUCGCCUAAAAAUCCUAGAGCUGAGCGUCCUGAAGGCAGCCAAGGUGACGCGCAAGGAGCUCAUGGUGGCGCCGAGUCCACGCCACGUCAGUUGCCUAAAACUGUGGAAACAAGCGAGAAGAGCGGCGGUAAAAAAGGAACACCAGACGCAAACAAGCAAGACCACGUUAAGAAUACACGAACAGGGAACCCCGCUAAUUCACCCGGGGAUUCUAGUAAAGGAGGAGCCCCCAACCGGGGACGUAGAAGACCCCGAUCCCGUACCAGUAAAGGUUCACCAGGCGACGCAAAGCAGGAUACUAGAAACAGAAGCAACAGUACGCCAGAGAAACGUCCGCCAAAGAAUCCAUAA